UUCUAAUAAAUGGACAAAAAUGCGCAGUCUAGUAAUCUAGUAAUAAGAUAAUUGAAUGUAUGAAAUAGCGUAAAGGUUAAGAGAAUAGUCAACGAUCGAAAUCACUCUAAACCUUAUUAUACCUCCACUCGCUUACUAUGGUAGAAACUAAAAUGAACAAGAAGUAAAUUUAAUUCGAGAAAGAAGGUAACAAAGUUCGAAUAAACGAAAUGUGGUGUUCAUUGAGUACGUGUCUCGAAACGCCGAAAUAAACGAAGGUAAGACGCGACCGGAUGGUGAGCCAACAAUGAUGGAGGAUUCAUCAGUGUUUUAGGAGGUCAAUGUCACUCGAUGGCAAACUGGCAUAAUUCUUUUUAAACAUGCAGUACGCAUACGAGACUCAGUGUAUAUAAUCCAACUCGUCGACUUUGGAAAUCAGUCAACUCGACAGUUCAACCGAGUAACUUACUAGCACCACAAUGAAGAUCUUCGUCGCUUUCGUUCUUCUGACCGCCACGGUGAUGGCAGAACCACCAAGAUACCGUCCUCAACAACAAAGGCAAUUCUACUUCGCCAGACAGCAGGAAGAAACCACCACUGUUGCUAGCGCACCUUAUGCACCUUCUGGAUGGAGGUCACCUGGACCAGCCUUCAAUCUUCCCCCAAGAGAACCUCAGAGACAAUACGGAGCACCUAGCGCACCUCAACAGCAAUAUGGCGCACCUGCUGCUCCUCAACAGCAAUAUGGCGCACCUGCUGCUCCUCAACAGCAAUAUGGAGCUCCUAGUGCACCGCAGCAGCAAUACGGAGCACCUGCUGCUCCUCAACAGCAAUAUGGAGCUCCUAGUGUUCCUCAAUCACAAUAUGGGCCACCUGCGGUUCCUCAACAACAGUAUGGACCACCACAGGAAACUACUACUACGGAAGUGCCAGAUACUACUGAAGUAGAUACGGUUGCUAGUGUCACUGAGUCUGAGUCCGAACCCGUCAACUCCGUGAACGAGCUCGAUGACGAAGAAGUAGAUGAACAACAGCCGCAGCAAUCUGGCGAGUACUACGUAGCCUUACCCGAUGGCCGUCUUCAACGAGUCCGCUACGUCAGCCGCCAGAACAUCGAAGCCAUGAAGUACUUCGCUAAGAUUCGUGCUGAAAACGUGGAACCACUCCGUGGACCCAUCUACGCCUACGCUCCUCUCCAAAAAUUGCAAAUCGUGCCAGCUGGACUGCAAGUGUCUGUCGCUCCAGUUACACCGAUCGCAACACCAGCCGAAUCGAAACCGCAAAAAUUAGAAAUUCAACCGGUUGCUACACAAGUACAGUAUCAAUACGAUAAUCCUGCUGGAGUACUUCCAUUGGGCAGUGGAUCUUAUGCUGCUUACACUGGACCAAGCGACUCUAGAUACUUUUUGACCUUACCGUAGGUCAAUUAGAGGACUUACUUGUGGAUUUAAUGGAUUUAUGCGUAAUUGUAAGUUGACGAGGACCAUGAGCGCCCUAAUUUGAAAGUAGUUUUAAGAGAAUUGUAAAUGUUACGUACAUACGAGAUAUGGAUCGUAUUUUAAGUUACUUGCGAAAACAAUAAAGACGACGUUAACGA
This is a messenger RNA of Bombus impatiens (common eastern bumble bee), 1576 nucleotides long. Its product is annotated as RNA polymerase II degradation factor 1. NCBI's taxonomy places the organism in Eukaryota, Metazoa, Arthropoda, Insecta, Hymenoptera, Apidae. The transcript has 3 exons. The record is from RefSeq and is a predicted model, not a curated record. The coding region runs from base 459 to 1400 and encodes 313 amino acids.